AUUAAAAUAAUGAGCGUGGAAGUGACGGUUGAGGGACUUGAGCGUUUUCAAGGAAAGCCGUUCGAAGUUUGAGAGCUUCCUUCCUUCCCACUUUCAUUCAAGUUUGAGUAUCGGCUGAGUCUCUGAGAUGCUGAAGAUGAUGACGGCAACUGCAUCUUCUAAUGGCAGCAAAGGUAUGCCUUCUCUUCACUCUACUGUUGUUGUUCUCUUCAACGAUUACUCAGCCUUGUUUCAUUUUCAACCCUCAAAUUCGAAGCCAAAUAAAUCUAGAAACACCCAGCCAAAGCAGUUUGGUGUGAGAGACCCAACCACAAUCACAAAUCUUGAGCAUGCUUUCAAUGUGUUCGAUGAAAUGCUUCACAUGCGUCCUCUGCCUUCAGUUGGCCGUUUCAAUCAAAUCUUGGGUCAAGUUGUGAAAUUGAAACAUUAUUCGGUCGUCAUCUCUUUCUACAACCAAAUGGGUCUGUUUGGAAUUGGUUCUAAUGUUUGUACUCUAACUAUUGUCAUUAAUUGCUUUUGUCAUCUCAACCAAAUGGGGUUUAGUUUUUCUGUCUUGGGACAACUCUUUAAAUCUGGGUUUGAACCAAAUGUCUAUACCUUCAACACUCUAAUCAACGGCUCUCUUACCGAGAAUAGAGUGGCUGAGGCUGCAGAAAUUUUCAACAAAAUGAUGAAGGCAGGUAAUUGUAAGCCUGAUGUGGUUACUUUCGGCACACUAAUAAAGGGUUUCUGUAGAAUGGGUAACAACAGUGCAGCUAUUCAGUUGCUUAGAAGGAUGGAGGAAGGAGCAUGCAACCCUAACCUGGUUGCCUAUAACACGAUAAUUGACAGUCUUUGUAAGGAUACAUUAGUUGUUGAUGCACUGAACCUCUUCUCUGAAAUGAUGAGCAAGGGUAUUGCCCCAAAUGUCAUUACCUAUACAUCCUUGAUUCAUGGAGUUUGCAAAUUAGGAGAGUGGAAAGAAGCUACGAGGUUGUUGAAUGAAAUGGUGAGUAGAAAUAUCUUUCCAGAUGUGCAGACCUUCAAUGUCUUUGUAGACACACUUUGUAUGGAGGGGAUGGUUGGGGAAGCGCAAACUGUGGUCGAAAUGAUGAUUGAAAGAGAUAUUGAACCUAAUGCAGUUACAUACAAUUCACUAAUGGAUGGUUACUGUUUACGAGGAGAAAUGGACAAGGCGAAAAAGGUUUUUGAACUGAUGCUUUGCAUGGACUCCAUGACUAAUGUUCGUAGUUAUAGCAUAUUGAUAAACGGAUAUUGUAAAUGCAAAAACAUUGAUGAUGCCAUGAUGCUUUUUCGGGAAAUGUCUGGUAAGGGAAUGGUUCCUCAUACCAUCACUUAUACCACUCUUAUGGAUGGUUUCUGCAAAGUGGGGAGAAUACGUGAUGCACAUAAGUUGUUCUCUCAAAUGCAAGGUUGUGGCCAUCUUCCUGAUGUUCAAACUUAUGCAGUUUUACUGGAUGGCCUCUGUAAAACCCAACAACUUCCUAUGGCGAUGAAACUUUUUAGAGUGAUGGAAGGAAAGAAGUUGGAUAUUGAUAUUGUGAUUUACAAUAUUCUUAUUGAAGGUUUGUGCAUAGCUGGAAAAAUUGAAUCUGCACUGGACAUUUUCUAUGGUUUAUCAUCAAAAGGACAUCAACCUAAUGUCAGGACAUAUAAUAUAAUGAUCAGUGGGUUUUGUAAUGUAGGCCUAAUUAGUGAAGCGGAAAAGUUGGUUGGAGAAAUGGAAGAGAAUGGAUGUUCUCCAGAUGAUUGCACCUAUAAUACAAUUAUCCGAGGGAUUAUCAAUAGUAAUGAGACAUCGAGGGCAAUGGUUUUUAUUCAACAAAUGGUGGAGAGGGGUUUCUCUGCGGAUGCAUCAACUAUGGAAUUGAUUGUUGAUUUAUUGUCUAAAGAUGAUGUAGAUCCGGCUUUGUUGCCAUUGAUAAAAGAAACAUCGCGAAGUUAAUUUGGAACUUUGAAAUGGCUGUACCCUUGGCAACCAUGAAUGUACUGUUUGUUUCAGCAUGGAUGACGGUGCUUGAAGGUAUGCCAGUGAAGUAUUUCUUUUGAACUGAGCUUAUAGUUAGAGCAGACUGUAAUUACCUAGUAUCUCUUGCAGACUCGGUUUUGAAUCAAGAAGUUUUGUGAUAAUUGGUCACUCAUUUUACCAAUACAUAGAAAUUCUAUGAAUAUAUUAUUAGAAUAUCAAAAAUUGCUCAUGCUUGUUAAUAGAGUCAGUGUUGCAGCCCAAUGUUGACGCUCCUCUUCCUUUGUAAAAUUGCCUCCAAUGAAGAACUUGGAAAGCUAUUUUCAAUGAAUUUGCGAUUUGCCAAUUGCCAAUUAAUAUAGGCAAAAAGUCCAUUUUG
Messenger RNA from Prunus dulcis (almond), 2345 nucleotides. Its product is annotated as putative pentatricopeptide repeat-containing protein At1g12700, mitochondrial. Lineage: Eukaryota; Viridiplantae; Streptophyta; Magnoliopsida; Rosales; Rosaceae. The coding region runs from base 128 to 1945 and encodes 605 amino acids. Gene Ontology annotation, molecular function: protein binding. The record is from RefSeq and is a predicted model, not a curated record. The transcript has a single exon.